CAAUUUCUACUAGCUUUCUUUUUUCAGUCUUUCUUUUUCAAUUUGUCAAUUUUUAUUCAUCAUUGUUUUACAUUGCAUUCUUUAAAGGAAGAUUUGCAGGUAUUCCAGGAACUCCCACAAAUUCAACAGGAGGAUAUGCAGAUCCACAUGAACUCAAAGUUGGAAAUAUUCGUUUAGAAAGGUGUGAGGCUGCUGGUUGUAUGGUGGAAUUGAUGAUUCAAUUAAUUGUUAUUAUGAUUGGGAAACAAGCAAUUAAUGGAUUUAUUGAAUUGGCAUAUCCGAUGGUUUGUUAUUGGUUUAGACGUUGGAGACUUUCAAAGCCUGAAACUGAGCAACAAAAAAUUGAAAGAAUUAAAAAAGAGAAGGAACAUUCGCCUGAUACUAAUGUUUGUUUGUGUGAAAAGGAUUAUGCCUUAAACCCCGUCUCUCAACAAUUUCUUUUUGACGAAUAUUUAGAGAUGGUUAUACAACUUGGAUUUUGUACAUUAUUCGUGGCAGCAUUUCCUCUAGCUCCACUUUUAGCUUUAAUUAAUAAUAUUUUCGAAAUUCGUUUUGAUGCUUAUAAAUUUAUUGUGACUAUGAGAAGACCUGUACCUGCACAAUCUAGAAAUAUUGGUGUUUGGCUUACAAUAAUAAAUAUGCUUUCAAAUAUUGCUGUAUUAUGCAAUGCUUUUGUAAUUGCUUUUACUUCUGAUUUUAUACCUAAAAUUUAUUAUAGAAUGACACAAGGGACUUUACACGGUUAUGUAAAUGAAACACUUUCUUAUUUUGAUUCUUCAAAAUUAGAAUUUGAAAAAUCUGGGUAUCCAACACAAAAUUAUUGUAGAUAUUGGGAUUUGAGAAGACCUCCUUGUUCUCUCGAAAAUUAUAAUUUUACAUUUGAUAUUCCUUGUGCUGAAAAUUAUGAAUUUACUGAUAGUUGGUGGAUUAUUUUGGCUUUUAGACUUGCUUUUGUUUUGGUUUUUGAAUUAAUUGUACUAACUAUUAAAGCAAUGUUUGCUUAUAUAAUACCAGAUAUGCCUACAGAAAUAAUUAAACAACUUAGAAGAGAACGAUAUUUGAUGAGACAAGCAGUUCUUCAAAGAAGAGAUUCUUUAGAAAUAGAUAAUACAACAGAUGAAACAAAUUCGAAUUCUUCUGAUAUUUUGGGUGAUUUUGAGGAUGAAGAAGGAGAGGAGGAGGAAAAAGAAGAAGAUAAAAAUAAUUUAAAACAACAACAAUUAUCAACAAAUUUUCAAAAAGAAGCAAAAGAAUUUGAUGCAAUGAAAAGAUUAUUUUCAAAAAAGAAAAGACCUUCAAUGCCAAUAACAACAACAAAACAAGAAGAAAAUAUUAAUCUGGAGGAUAUUGAAAAAACUUUACCUUCAACAAAUACAUCAGAAAAUAACAACAAAAACAACAAAUUACUCAAUAAAUGGCCCUCUCCCUCAAUGCUUGUUGUUCCCCCUCCAACUUUUGAAAUGAAAACAGCAAAAUCUAAAAGCAAAAGUAGUCGAGAAACGUCAACAACAAGUCAAAAAAGCAGCGAAAUUGACAGAGAAUAA
Meloidogyne enterolobii is the source of this 1544-nucleotide messenger RNA. Lineage: Eukaryota; Metazoa; Nematoda; Chromadorea; Rhabditida; Meloidogynidae. The record is from the annotation of a GenBank genome assembly.